This is a messenger RNA of Cavenderia fasciculata, 633 nucleotides long. RefSeq lists its product as uncharacterized. The record is from RefSeq and is a predicted model, not a curated record. The transcript is spliced from 2 exons. Lineage: Eukaryota; Evosea; Eumycetozoa; Acytosteliales; Cavenderiaceae. The coding region runs from base 1 to 633 and encodes 210 amino acids.
AUGUCACCUUCUGACGUUGACGGCGGAUACAAUGCAUUGUAUGACUUUUUAACAUGUCCAUUGUUAAAUAUCAAUCAUUUUAAACAAAUGAUUGCAGUAAAGGGCGUCGAGCCAUUCACAAGACGUCCAAUCAAUUAUUACUUGGCUCGGAAUCCAAUACUAAGGGUUGACAUUGCACUGUUACGACAAGUACUGGUUACACUCAAACAAGAUUUGAAAGUGGAUGUAUCACAAUGCUACGAAUUUUGGAUGGAAGCAGUCAGAUCAAACAACAUUGAAUUCUACCAAUAUAUGCGCGAUUGUGGUCACAUUGAAUUCCCAACACCCCAAUCUGACUUUGGAUUACUGUUGAUACGUUUGGCAACAACACCCAACCAUCUAAAGGAAUAUGUGGUCGACAGACAUCUCAUUCCUCUUCCACGUGGCACAAAAGUGUUGGAAGCAGUACUACAAGAUUGUUUGGCAAUCGAUAACAACAACAACAACGUUGUUGAUUGGCUUGAAAAAGUAGAUUUCAAGAGAAUUGUAGAGACUGGUGAUUUGGAAAUCUAUAAAGUUUUAGAAUCAUUUCAAGAGAAACAACAAAAGAAAGUUGAAAAGCUUCAAACAACAAAAAGAAACCAUACAUUUUAA